This is a messenger RNA of Drosophila eugracilis, 2480 nucleotides long. Its product is annotated as arginine/serine-rich protein 1. NCBI's taxonomy places the organism in Eukaryota, Metazoa, Arthropoda, Insecta, Diptera, Drosophilidae. The coding region runs from base 636 to 1748 and encodes 370 amino acids. The transcript has 2 exons. The record is from RefSeq and is a predicted model, not a curated record. Gene Ontology annotation, molecular function: 5'-3' exonuclease activity; 3'-5' exonuclease activity.
GCAAGAAAAACAAGCAAACCGAAUCGAACUGAUUCGAUCUAAGCCACACGGAAGGACACCUCCUCAACAUCAACAGCAACAGCAACAACAACGACCACGGAUGAUAACGUAACGUAGCCACAGCGUUGGAGCAACACUACAACCACAACCACAUCGCAGCGGACAUCGCAAACAAGUAAAUUACCAUUUCUCAUUUUAUCAAAAAGAAAUCUUCAAGCCAAGAACCAAACAAAGCAAUCAAAUCAAAUCAAAUCAAAUCAAUCCAUCCAAAUCCAAGUACAAGUACAAAACCAAGUCAAAGUCAAAGUAUCCAAAUUGCAUAAGAGUCACGUAUGCGCUGUGAACAAACCAUGUUCCUCAAGCAUUUCUUGUAGCCCACCCACUUGAUUCAAGCUCUGGCUCCUAAAUCCGACCCCCAAAAUCUAAAUCAUUCGAUUCGAUUCGGUCAGGUCAAGGAGCCAGUGCUAGGCAAGUCAAGUUAGCGCAAGAUUACGUUAGAUUCUCGAUUUUUGAUUUUCGAUUCUGACAAGCGCCAAACCGAACAGAAAAGAACCGAACAGCAGAUCAAAAAAAGAUAACUGAAUACAGAAAGCAUACAGAUAUUGUGUAUAGAUCAUCACUACAUCCGCAUCAACAUGUCGGCGGCCCGCCUGCCCUACUAUCAGCAGGAUCAUGAGGACCGGCAUCAGCAGCGACGUGGUGGACGCGAUUAUAAGCGCGGCUACAACGAGCGUGGGUCCGGCGGAUCUUCAAGGCGGGAGCGCAGCCGCUACAGUCGAAGCCGUUCGCGUUCCCGUAGUCGCAGCCGCUCCAAUGAGCGUUCUAGCCAACGUCGCCGUCGCCAGGACCAUCAGCGGCAAAAGUCCUCUCGUUACCACAGGGACCGCGACUCCAGAGAUCGGUCCAGAGAUCGCUCAAGAGACCGCUCCAGGGAUCGAUCCCGAGACCGUUCCAGGGAUCGUGACCGUGACUACUCAAAACGUUCAAAUCACUACCGCCGCUCAGAAUCACCUUCUGUCCCUGGCCCUAUAUCCGGAUCCAGCAGCAGCCAACGAAGGGGCCACCAUUCAUCAUCCGCCGGCAGGUCAGAGCUAACCGCCGUACAGAAGGCAGCCGCUGCGGCUGCCGCUGCCACGGAUCAGGUCCAGUUGGCCAGCAAGAGCAAUGUCACCGCUUCCGUGGGUGCCUACUACAAUUUGGACACCGACGAGCCUUUCGACAAGGAACGUAUCCACCGGGAGAUGGAGCAAAAGCUACGAGAAGCACUAGCCAGAGAGGGUAAGGUGUACCCUCCACCGAAGCCGGAACCACCUUCGCAUCCCGUCUUCGCUAACGACGGCUCGUUCAUGGAGCUGUUCAAAAAGAUGCAGGAGGGACAGAAGCAGCAAGUGAGCAGCCUCCAGAUGCAGCAGCCAGCAAUGGAGGAUCUCCUGCACCAGCAGCAUUUGGCCUCUGCUGAGGCCUCCGCAGUUCCCGCAUUGCCGGCCAUUGCCGUAGGAGCCGCCAGCAGCUCAGCUGCUCCCUAUAUAGCCGCUGCUGCUGCCGGAAAACUAGCGCCGCCUCCUUCUUUCGUGGGACGACGUCGUGGAGGAAAAGUCCUAAAGACUGGCGUAGUGGCCAAGGUGAAGACGACCAAUGAGAGUGACGUGGACCCAAAGGACUUCUGGUCAUUGUAUCUGGCCGAGGUCAACAAGUACAAGAGCAACGCCUGCGAUACGGAUAACGGCAAGCGUCCGUUGGUCAAGUAGUCGCAAUAACAAUCCCGCUUCUCAUAGAAACAUGAACUUGAACGCAGUCAGAGCAGCAAACGUGAACUCCCCCCCCAGCUACAUAUUCGAUUUUGAUUCGAUCAAAAGCGUUUUUCCAAACACUCGAAAAACACUGCGAUUUCCCAGUACCCCAACCUCCAGAAGAUUUUGUACACGAGUAUAAGCGAGCACAGAUACAUAGUUUAUAGUAAUAGUGAAGGGCUUUUAAGCUGCAAGCGCUAGCUGUGUAAUUUGUAUUUUUUUUUCACAAGGGCCAAGGAACUAGCUGCAGCAUUGAUAUACACAUAAUAAAAUAAUAAUAGUUAGAUAGUAAGAUAAAGUUUUACAUACAUGAUCCAUAAGAGAUGUGUCUCUCUAUAUAAAAUAUGAUAUAUACCGCUCAUUAAGCAGCCACGAAUCUGAAAAACUAACCUUUGUGAUUUAUAUAUCUAUUUCUUCCUUCCCGUUUAUGCACUGAAAUUGUAUUUUACGUAUCGUUUCCAUUCUCAUUUGAUUAUGUACUUCACCUCAUGCAAUCCUAAUUCACCCAUCUCUUUCUUUUCCAUUACGACUAUAUAACUAUCCAUCUCUAUCUCUCUCUCUGUCUAUGUCAAUGCCUUGGUUUACGAUUUUGGUUACGUUUCGAUCGAUAUUUUUCGCCUUCCCUUCGGUUUCGUUUGUUUCUUUUUAUUUUCCUUUCCCAACUAAAGUCUAUAUGCAAUUUUUCAUGUC